UCAAAGUCAAGUUGUAUGUAAUUGAAAUCUCAAAAUUUUGUCACUGUAGUCGACUGUGCAGUUCAAUAAUUAAUUGUCUAUUUACAUUGACCAGCUAUCCAACUAUUAUCCGUUUUGUUUUGACUGUUUUCCUGAGUUUUUUUUAUUGCAACCCAAGAAAUACAGAAUUAAAUGAAGUGAUUAAUAUUCAUAAGUGAAUCUAUACGGAAAGAUUAACGUGUUGUAAUCUUUAUAAGUGUAAAUAAGGACAAUGAGUGAACCAGCGAAGCUUAACGGGAACUCUGACCCCAGUUUAUCGAAUGCGGCAGUUAUAGGCACAGGCGAAGUCCCUUCGUUCAGGAACCCUAUACCAUCAACUUCGUUUGCUAAUAACAAUAUUGGGCCUCCUGUUCUUCCGCCACGACCAGACUAUAGCAUGCAGCCUAGUUACGGCAUGAAUUCGGGUUACGGAUAUGGUGGUAUGGGAGGAUCGUAUGGUAUGGGGUAUGGUGGUGGGGGAUAUGGAUACAGUGGAAUGGGAGGUGGCUACGGAAUGGGGAUGGGGAUGGGAAUGGGAAUGGGUGGUAUGAAUUCAUAUGGAGGAUUUAAUAGAUAUGGACCUAUGUACGGAGAUAUUGAAAGCAGAUUUAUUCAAAUGGCAGAAGACAGUUCAAGACCCGCUUUCGAUUCAAUACAAAGUGUUGUAAAUGCUGUCGGUAGUAUUGCUAUGAUGUUAGAAAACACAUUUUUUGCUUUAACUAGCUCAUUUAGAGCUAUCCUAGGUGUAGCGGAAAACUUUGGUCGCUUGCGAUCAUUGUUCGCACAAUUUUGGUCCACAUUUGCAGUUGUUAGAAGUCUUAAUUGGCUUGUCAGGAAACUGUUUGUGAUGCUGGGGAUCAGAACUGAAAAUGAAUUUAAGGCCUGGGCCGAAGCGGUAGCAGCGUCACAGACGGGAUCAGCGACCCCAGAACAGCGCGCCAAAGGCUCCAGCUGGCCGAUUCUUCUCUUCUUCGGAGUGAUCGCCGCUGCUCCAUAUAUUGUUCUCAAAAUGCUCAAUGGACUGUCGACUAGCAUAAAUGAAAGAUUGCAAGAUCCACACACAUGGCAGAAUCCACUACGCGCAGUUGCACAACACGACUUCCAAGCUACCUCACCCCAGGAGAUCAGCUUCAACACCAACCAAGUUCUGACUCUCGCGCCACAACACCUCCAGGGUAAUCUAUGGAACUCAGGCUGGCUGAUGGCUUCGUCAGACAGACAAACGGCUGGUUUAGUACCAGUCAAUUACAUAAAAGUUAUAAAACCUACAAAUCAAAGUGAGAAUGAUAACAAUCAAAAUCAAGUCAGUAAACCGACGGAUAAUCCUGCUCCAGAAAAAUGCACGGCUGAAUUAGAAAAAUAUUACGGCCAGGAUUUAUAAUUAUUUAAGAAAUAUUUUUUAGACUGGCAACAUUGUUUUAUGUCACUGUGACACUAAUGAUAAUCGAGUUUCUAAGGUUACAUUCACAUGUAAUUAAAAUACAGGUUAUAAAAAUUAAAUGAAUAAGAGCACAUACAGCAAAGCGGAGUACAGAGUAAUUUACAAUGGAUAAAUCAAUGCACGUCGCUGUAUUCAUUCGCUUUCUCGGUUGUGCUUGAGCACGGAUCCAGUAUUGAGUUUUACCUAAUGUACGGUGCGUGUAAUCCCUGUCCAAACAUACUCUGAGCUGCGCUUCAGCUGUGCCGCUUCUGAAUAAAAUAGCAUUCCAACGCCUACGUCGACGUACAUAUAUCGACAACAUAUAUAUAUAAUAUAAAUAAUAACAAUAAAUUGUAAAAUAUGUUGAUAUGUUACUGCUCUUUUUGCUAACUCAUAUUACAAAAAGUGCCUUAUGUAUGUUAUGUCUAAAUGAUCUUUUAUAUACAUCGAAAUUCAUUCAUUCAUUUCAAAUUCAAAUAUAUUGACAUAUUGCAGUUUGUAUGCAGUAGUUAAGUGUUGCCAGAAAAAAUAUGAUGUAAAUAUCUGUUACAAAAUUAAUAAUAUUAUACUUAAUAUCUCAAUUAGAAAUCAGGGGUUGUAUAUAGUAAUAAGGUCAGGGGGUUUUUUAUCACUUAGUAUAUAGAAAUGCAAUUAAAUCAGAUUAUAUGCUGUCAUGUAUACUUUGUAAAUUAUUUAUGUAUUAUGUAUUUGAAAGAAAUUUAAUAGUCUAUGCAAUAAAUUUUUUAAAAUUAUUUGUUAAGAAUAAACUAAAGUUAUUAUGAGAUUUGUGGCUAAUUAUACAUAAACAAUACAAAGCUUGAAGACAGAUUGUUAUUUAUUUUGCCAUUAGAGCUCUCUCAUAAAAUGCAUUUAAUUUAAAAAAAAAACUUGCCUUUGGCUGAAGACAUAUAUGGGAUGUGAUAUGGACUGAUAUUUGUAAUAAAUGAUUUAUUGACUUGUGA
Nymphalis io (European peacock) is the source of this 2400-nucleotide messenger RNA. RefSeq names its product probable peroxisomal membrane protein PEX13 (gene Pex13). Gene Ontology annotation, biological process: protein import into peroxisome matrix, docking. NCBI's taxonomy places the organism in Eukaryota, Metazoa, Arthropoda, Insecta, Lepidoptera, Nymphalidae. Gene Ontology annotation, cellular component: peroxisome; peroxisomal membrane; peroxisomal importomer complex. Bases 251 to 1399 code for a protein of 382 amino acids. The record is from RefSeq and is a predicted model, not a curated record. The transcript has 5 exons. Gene Ontology annotation, molecular function: protein binding.